This is a messenger RNA of Poecilia reticulata (guppy), 3252 nucleotides long. NCBI's taxonomy places the organism in Eukaryota, Metazoa, Chordata, Actinopteri, Cyprinodontiformes, Poeciliidae. The record is from RefSeq and is a predicted model, not a curated record.
GUGUUUCUAUGUAUCUGCAGCUUAAAAAAAAACAAGUUUAUGUGGAGAAAGUGGAAAGGAUGCAACAGGCUCUGGCUCAGCUCCAAGCAGCAUGUGAGAAGAGAGAACAACUAGAACACCGUCUUCGUACAAGACUGGAGAGAGAGCUGGAGUCUUUACGUCUGCAGCAGCGUCAAGGAACCUCACAGAGCAGCGGCUUGGUGACAUCAGAGUACAAUGCCACAGCACUAAUGGAGCACCUAAGAGAGAAGGAGGAGCGCAUUCUGGCUCUGGAGGCUGACAUGACUAAAUGGGAGCAGAAGUAUUUAGAAGAAAGUGUAAUGAGACAGUUUGCCCUGGAUGCUGCCGCAUCCGUUGCUAUGCAGAGGGAUACAUCUGCAGCAGGGAUAAACCACUCUCCAAGCAACAGCUACGAUACUUCUGUUGAAGCUCGAAUUCAGAAGGAAGAAGAAGAGAUACUAAUGGCCAAUCGUCGCUGCCUCGAUAUGGAGAGCAGGAUAAAGAAUCUUCAUGCCCAGAUCAUUGAGAAAGAUGCCAUGAUAAAGGUUCUUCAUCAGCGCUCUAGGAAGGAACCCAUGAAGUCUGAUGCACCGUCUGCCAUGCGGCCUUCUAAAUCCUUGAUGUCCAUCUCCAACACUGGUCCAAGUGGUUCAGGACUGCUUUCGCCCAGCCUUGGGCUUAGCAGCUCACCAAUCACUGAGGAGCGCAAGGAUGCCAGCUGGAAGGGAAGCCUCGGAGUUCUGCUGGGUCCAGAGUGUCGCACAGAGUCUCUGCGGACAGAAUCCAUUUCAUCAUCCCCUUCCCCCGUACUUUCUACCACUCCGAUGACUACAGGUCACUCAAAGACAGGCAGCCGGGACAGCUGCACACAGACUGACAAGGGUCAAAGCCAGGAAGCCAGCAAGCUCAGCCCUUCAGUCCUGCAAAGUAUGACUCUGCCUGCCCGCCUAUCAAGCCCCAGCCCGGUCUACAUCCCAGAUCGCUUAGCAGAAGUUCCAGUGUUUCACAGCAGCACCUUUGAACGGAGGUUUCUUGUGCAGACCCAUUCACAGCAACAAGCUCUCUCUUCAGCUCCAGCAGUCCAACAAGAGGUAGACUCAGACAUCGUUGAGAUCCUCAUAUGAAACCAUGAAUUUAAGAAAGGAAAAAACCGUAUAUGCGUAAGUGAUGAAUGGCAGCUUCAUCACAAGAACUCUCUUAAUCAUUCUGCACACUUAGAGCUACAUCCUUGUCCUGAGACAUUUUGAUUUAUCUUUUCAUCCUAUAUCCUUUCAUUCUAUAAGUUUAACCUGACUGAAGAAAGAACAACAUUACAAGGGGUACAACUCUGCAUCAGAAAUGGGCCUGAAGCAAUUUCAGAGGUUAUUAUAUUUUUUCCCACUGGUUUCUGUUGUAUUCUUGAAAGUAAUAGGGAAUUAAAUAUACACUUUGUCUUAAAAAAUGUGCAUAGUUAGACAAUACUGAGCAGCAAAGUCCCCUCCAAACUCAGAUUCAUUUCAUUUGGGAUUUCUUUACCGAAGUUAAAGUGUUCUACUUGUUAAACACUUUUGUGUUUAAUAACUAGUUCUUGUGUUUAAUUAUUAGUAUAGAGACUGUAUUACUAACCAUAGUACCAAAUGUUUUUAGCACAUUUAUCAUACUUUGUAAGGUUUUCCAACAAACGCAGCUGGUUUUUGUUCAGCUUUCUGAAAAGACUUAAAGUAGCGAUGAAAGACCAUUGCUUUUUCAAGGUAACCAUUUCAAAUAUCAAGAAAUGUAUUCAGACUUAUCCCAUUGGACCAAUUGUAUAUACUGUUAUUUGCAUUAUUUAUUGCACAGAUUCACAUCUGCUUUGUGCUUUAUUUUAAGGCAUUUGGCCUUGCGUUUGCGUGUGUGUGUUUUUAUAUAUAUCUUAGACAUUAGAGAUACAUAUGCUGUCAGGUCUGAUAUCAACUAGUGUUUAACAAACCCUUCACAUAUAGAGGUUUACUUUGUGUCUGUUGUUUCUAACUUAAAACUACAAAUUUAAAAAGCUACAAACAUGACAAAUCAUAAUUGACUUAGCACAGGGGUGCUAAGAGCUUCUAUCCUGAAACUUUGAGAAGCAUCCUUUCUUCAACAGACUGGGAUCAGCUCUAAACAGACCUGAUGGCGAGCCAUUCAUUUGAUUCAGGUGUGUUGGAGCAGGGACACAUCUGAAAGUUGCAGGAUGGUAGCUCUCGAGGACUGGACUUGAGCACCUCUGAUUUAGAAGUUCAGCCUUUUAACUUUCUCUAAAUAUUAAUAUUUGUAUCUAGAUUAAAUUAAAUCAGCCUGACAUUUUACUGUGGUCACAUGCAUACAUAUAUUCAGGUUUAUUUUUGUUGUAUUAAUUAAAAAAGAGAACUUAUUCAAACACUUUUAUUACCAAUGCAAUUUAUUUUCAAGCAAAACCAUUUACUGUCAUCCAACUGGAAGAUGAGAUUUGAACCUGAGCACUUACAGUUUAUAGAAUGCAUAUGCAUAGUGCUGGUAAAUAUAAUUGCAUUUAAGGCUUCAUUUUAUUAUCGCAUGAAAAUACCCUGAAUAAAAACAAAAUCAUUGCUGCCUUUAACAAGAUAAGGAGCUUCUGCAAACUCCAUUCAGAAAGACCCCAGGUUGGGAGUCAAACCCAGGACCUUCUAGUUGCAAGCUAACAGUGCUACCAACCACACCACAGCACAGCCUUCAAUUCAAUUCAUUUCAUUUCAAUUGAAUUGAAUUGAAUUCAGUUUUAUUUAUAUAGCACAAAUUCACAAAAAAUGUCAUCUCAAGGCACUUUACAAAAUCUUUCAAUUUAAUUAUACAUACAUUCCAACUGAUCCUAGUUAACAAACAGUACAUUAUGCUCAAAUAGUUAUUCACUAAAGUUACAAUUUUUUCGAUCUAAUAAAACCCUGCAGAUUGCAUCGAGUCAUUGACUUGCAGUAUUAACUCUUCCUGGACCAGCAUGUAGCAACAAUCACAUGCACUGUGUUGAUAAUUUUACAGCAAUCCCUCAUACUGAGCAUGAAUGUAGCAAUAGUGAAGUGGAAGAGCUCCCUUUUAACACGAAGAAACCUCCAGCAGAACUUGGCUUAGUCCAAACGACCCUCUGCCACGAUCCACUGAGGGUUUGAGAAGACACAGCAGAGAGACAAAAAAGAAACAGAUGAGAUAAUAGGGGUGCGGUAUAUGGGGGGAAAGUGAUGACAAUUCUAAGGGCCCUGACCAACAGGGGGCCCUCCACAAUUUAUUUUUUUUAUUUUUUUGUUC